Messenger RNA from Aspergillus welwitschiae, 3264 nucleotides. Its product is annotated as DUF2457 domain-containing protein. The coding region runs from base 599 to 2767 and encodes 722 amino acids. The record is from RefSeq and is a predicted model, not a curated record. The transcript has a single exon. NCBI's taxonomy places the organism in Eukaryota, Fungi, Ascomycota, Eurotiomycetes, Eurotiales, Aspergillaceae.
CAAACCACUUCCCCCCCCCUCCCUUAAUUACAUUUUUAUUUUCCGAUCAUCUCUACAUUCCUCCUUCUCUCCAUCUCAAUCCCACCUAGCACUGCCAACACAUUGCACCUGCGAAACUCUUUCGACGCGUCUUCUUCUUCUGGCGCUCUUUGAGCUGCCAAUCUUUGAAGAAGGCGUAAGUCCAUCUCUUGGCCGCAUACCUGACGCUCUUCUCCUUUUCUUGGACCUACUAAACUACUAUACUACGCCUCUUUCCUACUACUACACCAUGUGUUCUAUAUCAUGACAAUCAUCGUCCUACUAAGGACACCCUUCAUUUCCGCCCUCUGGGUCGAUCAGUGCUACUAUUGAUCGAUAACGAGAGUGCAUCUUCUAUUUUACUCUUUGAUUGAUGCAAUUAUUCUUCAUUCUUCUCUUCCCUAACAAUCAACCCAUCUUGAAUACCCUCAUAAUACUACUUACCGCCACCAUUUCAUCGAGUCACACUAUACUACCACCGCCAACCCUCCACCUAACCUUUUGACACCGCACCUCAACACCUUCCACCUACUUGUUCCUGUCUUCCCUCUCACUAUUAAUAUACCUAAUCUUCGAAGGGAUGGCGCACUUGCGUGGUGGUGAAAGAACAUUUGCCUCAAUACAUAACCUACUGAAGAUGCUACUCUCACCUCAUCAGUCCAGCAAGUCUGCCCCUCAGGAAGCUGACAUGGUCGAGGACAUUGAUGAGCCCCCUGAUCAUCGGUUUCUGAACACGUCGAUGAACAACAUGGACGACGGUGUCGUUUACGUCAAGUCCACCGCUGCCAUGACUGACCGGAAGGAGUCCCUCCUCACCCGCGCCCUCAAGAGCAGCCCCCCUCCAAGCCCAGCCGAUCGUCACUCACCAUCUCAGGAGCACUCCUUCUACCGCUCCUACACCUAUACCAACAUCAGCGGCAUCUCUACAGCCGAGUUGACCAGCGAUGGUGGCCUCACAAGCCCCUCUCUAUCCAAUACACCCAGCCCGCCUCUGCCCUCUCACUUGUCCAACAACACGUCUUCGAUGGGUGAUAAGAGAAAGGCGGAGGCGGUGGAAGUGGGCGAGUCGGCUGUCGAGGCGAACCUGGGACGCAAGCGGUGUAUCAGCUUCGCCUGCGGACGCAAAGCCGAGGAGCAGAAGCCACAGAACCCUUCACCACAGCGUCCAGUCACGAAGAUCCAUGACGCCAGCGUUACACCAACUGAGCCUAAGCGGAGGACCGUUCUCACCUUUGUUUGCCCGGCACGGGAUCCCGAAACUCGCCGGGAGAGGUCGCCACUUCGCGGUGGCUGCAGGCCGCGUCCCCGCGGGUCGCCUGCUCCCAUGGCGCGCAAGGCUUCCCCGGAGAAGGCUGCUCCCUCACCGGUGAGAAAGGCUUCCCAGGAGCAGAAGAUUGAUCGCCGGGGUGUCCCGACCAAGGGGUUGGGUAAGUUCGAAGAGUCCGAGGCUACUCGCUUUCACGAAUUUGCCAGCUCCGUCGAGGAAGAUGACGAGUGGGUAACGAAGUCCGGAGAGUAUUCGGAGAAGAUUACGCUUAAUGACUGUAUGAAGAAAGAGAAUGCUAUUAGGAAGCUGGGAGAGGAAGCGGAGGAAGAGGCGCUCGAAGAAGAUGACGAAGAUGAUGUUGAGGACUCCGAUGACGACUCGACCGUUCACGAUUUCUCUUCUGAUGACGGAAAUGAAUCGGAUAAUGAAGCUGGUUUUGCAGAGUCAGACGAGAGUGAUGAUGGUUCGGAAUACGAUUUUUGGGCUCCGACCAGCACUACUGCUGCCACCAGCCCUCAAAAUGCCGACAUCGCUCGCCACCCUUUCAGUCGCCGCGACUCGAACACGUCUUUCGAUUCUGCCAACGAUGUGCAGCAGCAGCAAAGAUGGUCGCCUGUCUUAUCUGCCAAGACAACUAGCCGAUCGCCCAUGAAGAUCCCAAAGUUGCGUCCUGGCACACCUAACCUUCCCGACAGUACGGACUUCGUCUGCGGAACUUUCGACGAAGACCGGCCUCUGGAGGCUGCCUACAAGUCUUGCAUCGAGCAGCGCCGUCUUUCCAAGCAAAUUGUCAUCCCUCAAGAUAUCGAUCCCAGCUUUCCCACUUCGGAUCCUGAAGAUGAGGAGGAUGAGGAGGAUGAUAUUGAGGAAUCUGUGAUGGAUGAAGGACCUCGGGGACGGACUGGUAGAGACUCUGCGCAGAAGCCUUCUCCUCGUACGUCUCCCAGACGUAUGGUCUCACCUCCGCCUCGCCGUCAGGGUCGUUCCUCGCCAAAGCGUCUUCGCUCUCCGCCGCCGCCGAUGAAGCUGCGGUCUUCCAAGGAUGACCUGGCAUCUGCGGAUGAGGCCCCUGCUGUGCCGUCGCGGGGACUGAACAUCAGUGAACUGGUGCAACGUCCCGCGAUGUCUCGUACCAAGUCCCUGCCUCGGACGCCCAACCCUUUCUUCACUAGUUUGGACAAGUCUCACCGCUGGUCUGGCAUUGUCCCUGUUUACGAAUCGCCGGAGCGCGAGUCGUCACGCACCCGUGAGGUGCACACCAGAGGUCCCAUCGAUAUUGUUGAGGGUCUCGAGAAGAAACGCCAGAAACGAAAGGAGAAGUUCUGGCGUCAGCAUUGCCGCAAAGCUGCCAAGGAGCAGAUGGUACGGCGACCGAUCCCCGGAAAAGGUGCUGAACGGAUGAAGGAGCUUGGCCUCGAAGUUGCUGAGAGGUGCAGAGCUUACGGCGUUGGAGAGAACGCCCAGCUCGUCCUAUCUGUUUAGACCUCAAAUUCCGCGUGGGAUUCGAUAAAUUCUUGUACAUAGUUCGAAUUUUUCUUAUCACCCUUUCAGUCGUCCACUUUCAUGACCAGCGGACCGACGUGGUGUACAAAUUCCAAUUGAGCGUUGUUCGCUACACCCCUUGUCUUCGAUGUUGCUAUUCUUGUCCUCACAACGUGUCCAUCGGAUUUCUAUUCGCACGGAGGGCCCCGUCUGCAUUUACAGGGGUGGCUACCUUUGAUUCUUUCUUUUUCGCCCGUCCCCCUUUCUUUUCGCUCUUCUUCUCACUAUACAUAGCUUGUUUAUUCCUUCUUUUCUUCAUUGUUCACGUCCGCGCUGCUGAGCGGCGGAUUUGACGUUUCGGUCGGCAUCAUUGCUCGGUUAGCCUGGGUUGCAUGGAGGCGGUUUGCUGCGCGUAUACCCCCGUUUGCUUUCGUUAUCGAAUUUGUAGAUACAGAGCGAAUGACAUGUGUCAUUGAAUAUGCCAACGUAUGAUGAAC